Messenger RNA from Petromyzon marinus (sea lamprey), 2988 nucleotides. The record is from RefSeq and is a predicted model, not a curated record. NCBI's taxonomy places the organism in Eukaryota, Metazoa, Chordata, Hyperoartia, Petromyzontiformes, Petromyzontidae.
UGUCGAGCGGGAUAGACCCUGGCCACCGUCGCAGGAACGUGGAAUCUUCGUUCAUCGGAGAAGAGCGCCGCCCAAACAUCGCAAGGUCUCUGCAAUUAGUUCGAGGAUUCCCAAUGGCUGAAUACGUUGAACAGCAGUGUGAGGCUUCCGUGGAGGCGCCGCAGAGCCAUGCGGUGGACCCACACGUCUCCACCACCACGGAGGGAGAGGGCGUGGUGGCGCGUCUGCACCGCGUGCCGCUGGUGGCCUCUCUGCUGAACCGGGUGGGGGGCACCUACGGUGCUGUGCGUGCCUGGGGUGGUGUCGUGGGUGCCACGUGCAAGGUCGCCGAGACUGGCUUCUAUGUCGCCACCUCUGUGGCCUCCACCUCCGUCUGGCCUGUGGCCUGGGCCCUGAAGCCGCAACUUGCGAUGGCUGGGUGUCUGGUGGUGAAGGGUGUGGACUUCCUGGAGACGAAGCUGCCGUCGCUGCUACACUCCUCCAACCACGAGGUGGUGGAGUCUGGCGAGAUUCCGGCUGCCUCCUCCGCCCUGGGCAGCGUGGCUGGCGCCAUUGCCAGCGUGCUCUCGGGCACCGUGAGCGCCUCGCGCUCCCUGCUGGGCAGCCGUCUGGGCCAGCUGGGCCCCAUGCUGAUGUCGGGCGUGGACUGCGUGCUGUGCCGCACUGAAGAGUACAUCGGCUGCUACCUGAAGGGCCGAGGCCACGACGAUGGAAAGGCUCCCGAAGCGGAGGCAGCCUACCCCAGGAAGGAUUCCCACCCCGUGGUGCGCGUGGCGUUGCUGGCCGGCCGCGUGACACGAGGCCUCUACGACCUGUGUGCACGUAGAGCGAGCGACAUCCACAACUCUUGCGUGGGCUUCGAGCAGCAGGAGCCCAGCGACGCUGAUUCUCAGAAGCGCACCAUCAAAAUCCCAUUGCUGCUCUCCAAGGCGCUGGUGCCCGUGAGCUGGCUGACGCGCCGCUCUCUCGCCGUGGCCAAGUCUAUGUGCACGGCCGUGGUGAACCGUGCAUACGACCACGCCAUCAACAACUCGUCGCUGAACUGGGUGAUGCGCACGCUUGGACUCUGCAAGGCUUCCCCUUGUCGCCUGGAUGCCCGUGAGGAUAGAGACGUUGCCGAGGGUCUGCGGUUGGCCAGCGAUGAUGGGGGAGCGGCCCAGGGAGAAGGACAGGGCCACCCCCAAGCACUCCGUGAGACCGGCAGUCAAGGAGGACGCCUUGCUCCCAUCGCCCAGGACCCAGACUGCUUCCCUCUGCAGCCCGGGUGGCAGCAGCACCACCACCACCUGCAGCAGCCUCACUCGCCCGACGGUGCCUUCUGACUAGGCCGCGCGCUAAGGGCCGCUCUCCCACGCGCCGCCUUCGCCGGCCGGUGCCUGACGUGGCGCGAGCGGGCGGUGGCCGCGACGGGAACGCGGCUCGCGACGGCGUCGCUGGGCACGGUCUCCGUCGAGAUGUUUGGGUACUGCCUGUCCGCCACCUGGCUGUGGCACGCGACCUACACCCGGUGGGCGAAGGGGCCACGCUGAAGGCUGUCCCGCGGUUCGCUUGGCCGUUGGAUUGUCCAGAGGGAGAGAGCGCACGCACAUGGAAGAGGGGUUGGGGGGGGGGGCAUGCAGAGUCUCUGCUGCUGGGGAAGGUUUUCGCUGUUGCACUGCCGCGGAGAUCUCCGGCGUCUUUCGGGUUAGGGCCACACGCGUCGUUUGGCACGGCGUCCGACGUUUCGCUCCACGUGCCGGCCGGGCUCGCUUCUCGGUGCAGUGCCUGGCGGCACUGCCGGGGGCUUCGUGAAAGUCGCUUGCACGCAACGUGCGGUAGAAACGAAUCGAAAAAUAGCGGCCUCUCCAGGGCGAGAUUCGAUGCGUGCGUGUGGUGAACGACGUGAACCGGUUAAUAACUGCUUGUGGCUCCUUGCACAAAUGGAAGUUUUAGGGGGGGGGUCCUCCGUGACCUCGCCUAACCCCAUCGUGCCUCGGCACUGUCCGUACACAAGCAACCCGCCCUCCCUGGCCUCGCACGCAUCAUUUUAAACUCGACGGCGGCUUUUUUUUGUCGAGCUUGUGACGUCCUCCCCUUCCCAGCCAACCGUUCCCUCCUGCGCGGGGGUCGUGGGUAAAGCGUUGAACCACUUUGCGGGAACGUCCACCAGGUGAAUGUGUGGUACGUAUGCCUCCUCGCUGCCAGGUGGGAUUUCUUUAUCUGCUUUAGGUAUGUAAAACGGAUGAGUUGCCCCUCCCCCACUCCCCGUGAUUUAUUUGGGCUGUAAACAACUCUGAUUUUUGACUGCCCUUUACGUCCGCGCCUUUGCCAGCGAUGGCCGGAAGCUACUACUGAGUGAUGCCGUCCAAUUUUGUACAUUUUUCUACUUCUAUACUGGGCUAGGGUUUGUUUUUCAGUGUUCACUGAAGGGUACAUGGUUGCUUUCUAGAUUUGCAGGUUGAUACGCAGUGAAAUAAAAAAAUAUAUUGUCCAAGAUAUGAACAAAAAAAAUCGGGUUUUUUCAAAACAAAUAUUUUGGAAAAUCUUGGAAAUGUGGUGUCGGGGAAUGACGUCGCUCCCAUCUCCACGUGACGUCCCUUUGACGGCACGCGGCACGACAUGCUUUUAAAAUUUUCACGUUAAAAUUAUUAUUAAACAUUCAAAUUCAAUUAUUUUACAAAAAAAAUGUGCAAAUAGAGUGCAUAAGCAAUGACAGUCAUAAAAAAAGUAUUACUCUGGAACAACAAAAAUCCGUAAUUUCAGAUUGAUUAAAUUAAAAUAUGAAAACACGAAAAGUAUUUAAAUGAAUUAUGAAAUUGCGGCAAAUUCAAUAGUCUGACAAAUAUGAAUCCCGACGGGCAACCCAAGUGUAAUGGGGCCGUGUUCGUGCUAGCCGCGUGUGCCUCGUAAUGUUUUAGUGGCGACUUUGCUGUGCUGGAGUUGAUUUGCCUGAUGCGUUGCCGAGUGUAGUGUGCUUGCUUUGUGGAUCGCAAUAAACGUUUGAGACUA